This is a messenger RNA of Protopterus annectens (West African lungfish), 1208 nucleotides long. RefSeq names its product exostosin like glycosyltransferase 2 (gene EXTL2). The coding region runs from base 32 to 1042 and encodes 336 amino acids. The record is from RefSeq and is a predicted model, not a curated record. The transcript has 4 exons. Gene Ontology annotation, cellular component: membrane. Lineage: Eukaryota; Metazoa; Chordata; Ceratodontiformes; Protopteridae. Gene Ontology annotation, molecular function: glycosyltransferase activity.
UUCUACAUGGCUUCCAAAACACUGUGGAAUUAUGGUAGUUGCAGUAAUGAGGCUUUGCUCUCGUAUCUGGCUGCUACAAGGAAGAAUAUCUAAGAGACGAAUGUUUCAUAUUAUAAUGGUAUUUCUGCUUACUCUGCUUAUCAUUGGUGCUUCAUUAACCACUCUGCUCCCAAAAGUGAUGGAAAAUGACAUCAUCCUUUUUCAGAGGGAAACAAAACAUCCAUCUUUUCCUGAAGAAGCCUUCACGAUUGUGAUGCAGACCUUCAACAGAACAGAUUUGCUGCUAAAACUUCUGAAUCACUAUCAGGCUGUACCACAUCUUCGUGAAGUAGUCGUUGUAUGGAACAACUUGGGAGAGAAAGUUCCACGAGACUUGUGGGAGUCUUUAGGACCUCAUGCAGUGCAAGUCACAUUUGUUGAGUCUACUGUAAACAAGAUGAGAAAUCGAUUGCAACCCUUUCCUAGCGUGGAAACUAAAGCUAUUUUGAUGCUGGAUGAUGACUUGUUGAUCAGUGCUCAUGACCUGACAUUUGCCUUCUCGGUCUGGCAGCAAUUUCCAGACCAGAUAGUUGGCUUCAUCCCUCGGAAGCACAUUUCUAGUCCAUCGGGAAUAUACAGUUAUGGUAGCUUUGAACUGCAAAACCCAGAAAUGGGAAAUGGUGACAUGUACUCCAUGGUUCUCAUAGGAGCAGCAUUCUUCCAUAGAAAAUAUCUGAACUAUUUCCAGAAAGAGCCAUCAGCUGUGUACACUUUAAUUGAUGAGACUCAAAACUGUGAUGAUAUUGCCAUGAAUUUUAUGAUAGCAGAACACUUAAAGAAACCUUCAGGAGUAUUUGUGAAACCAGUGGACAUGCGAAAUCUUGAGAAGGAUGCAAUUAGUGGUUACAGCGGUAUGUGGCACCGAGCAGAACAUAUGUUGCAGAGGUCUUAUUGCCUUAACAAACUAGUUGAUAUAUAUGGUAAUAUGCCACUGAAGUAUUCCAACAUCAUGAUUUCCCAGUUUGGAUUUCCUAAUUAUGCAAAUCACAAGUCCAAGUGUUAAGAACUUACAAAUGUCAAUAGCAGAACUGCUUGAUUCAUUUUUUGUAUUCACUGUGCAUUAAGUUAAUUUGGGCAUUUUUCAGAGUGCUUUUACUGUCCUUUGAUGUCAUGCUGAUUUAAUAUUGUCAGAAACUACUGGGAAAGGUGUGUGUGUGUGUGUGUGUGUG